This is a messenger RNA of Symbiodinium natans, 8535 nucleotides long. Lineage: Eukaryota; Dinophyceae; Suessiales; Symbiodiniaceae. The record is from the annotation of a GenBank genome assembly.
AUGAUCAACCAGUCUCUUUCAAACCUUGCCUUGGUCAUCAACAAGCUCGCUGCCUCUGCGAGAGACGAUGGCAAAACUGACUUCGUCCCGUUCCGCAACUCCAAGCUCACGCACAUUCUGCAGGAGUCGCUGAGUGGUAACUCCAAGACGGUGAUGAUUGCUGCGCUGUCGCCAGCAUUGUCCAACCUGGAUGAAACACUUAGCACGCUGAAAUUUGCCCAGACCUGCAAGAACGUGGCAACCAAGGCUGUCAGGAAUCAGGAGACGUCGGCCAGUAUAGCCGAGGAGCUGACUGCAGAGAUCGCGAGGCUGAAAGAGCAGCUUGCGGCUCAAAAUGACAGCCGUCUCCAGCAACAGCUCUUCGACACGGAGCAACUGCUCGCCAAGAUGGAGAAGGAUUACCAGGCGCAGAUUGCCGAAGCCAAGGAGAUGGAAGCCUUGCGCAAACAGGCGCUGUGCGAUAUGGGCCUUAGCUUGGCAGAGAUCUCGGGGGCCUUGGGAAUGGAUCGCAAUGUACCCCAGCUGGUGAAUCUGUCUGAUGAUGCCUCAUUGACUGGAUGCUUGGUGUACUUCCUGCCUGAGGGAGAGCAAUCGACCAUCGGGACGGACAAAGCAUGUAUCUUGACCUGGGAUGUGGCAGAGUCCGCGAUUGAGGGAAACAGGCGUCAGGAAAGGCUCUUUGACGACUCUUUGCUGCAGCAGUUGCCCUCGAAUGAGGACAACCGCGUCGUCACACUGCAGCUCGUGGAUGUUGCUGGCGCGGCGCUCCAGGAGCCACCAAUGGCGGUGCCCUUGGCACGGCAGGCUGGACAGCCGGGUCGAGUUCUGGUGAAUGGACAGAAGCCAAAGCAAGCACGACUGACAUUGAAGCAUCAGGGCGAGCAAGCAGUGGUUACCAAGAGUUUCCGAAACGGAAUGGAAUGGAGCCACAGAAGCAUCGAGCCAUCACAAGUCAUCAGCUCGCGAGUCAUUAACCAUCGGCCGCAGUCUGUGGAAAAGUCCCUGGCAAUACGCUCUGGAAGAUUUGCGAAGUUAGAGCCUGGUAAUAAAGCGUAUUCAUCACAGCCACAGCUUGCAGUGCUGACAAACUCGGAGAGCAGUCUUGAAGUCGCGUUAGCGCGGAUAUUUCGUCCACGGAUUUAUGCUCGAAGAUCCUUCAUGCCUCCAUUGACGCUGACCUUGCCGCCUUCCAGUCACAUCUUCUCUGUCCCUGGAAGAGGCUCGGCGACAGGAGGUCCAGAGCUCUCUGCUUCCGAGGGGGAAAGGAGAAUCGCUCUCACUGAGAUCUUGCAGAAGGCUGUGAACUGCCAGGCGCUGGUAUCGGGCGCCUGUAGUCGUUCCAGUUUGCAGAGGAAUCCAGACGGAGAGGGCUUGUCACUCGAUGAAUCCAGCAUUCUGUUCACGCCAGCGGAUGCGGCAGACUUCAAUCAUCAAUAUCCUCUAAUACCGCUGCUGUUCGCUGAUGUGGCGUACGCUCCUGUAAAGAAGAAGGUGGCCUUCUGCAGGAGUGAGCCCGCAUCAUAUGUGGUUCUCAUCGCGCCGCGAUGUAGCGCCGAGUUGGCGCAAAAUGAACAAGUUUGGCUGAUCUGCCUGGGCAAGUGCAGUGAAGCCGACCUGAACGGUUUCCUCUUCCAUCUCAGUAGACGGGGCGCUCUUCGAUGGGACGUGAAGCAGUGCUACAGCAUCAACAGGCGAUGUCGUGGGGUAGGUGGUCAGGGUGCAGUUUUCACCGGAGUUUCUCGGACACCCAACGGCGAUUCUCAGGAUGCGAGGAUUCUGCGCGAGGUCCGAGGGCAACUGGUGCUCCCAGGAGUGCAUGAUCUGGAUCAGGCGGCGGUGAAGGUUUGGGGCAAUGGGUCGCUGGCUGCAUUUCGUGCAGAGGUCGGUCAUCUGCAAAAGAUGUGCGGCCAUCCCAACAUCAGCACCUUGCUUGGAGUGUUUUGUGAACUGGGUGGAGAUUCUGCACAGAGGCCGCAGUGGGUUAUGGUGAUGGAGCUAUGUCCCGGGGGCGACCUGUUUGACCUCGUCUCCGACGGCGUCAUCCCACAAGAGAAUGUGCUGCAGAUCAUGGUGGGCGUAUUCUCCGCCCUGGCCUAUGUGCACAGCCAUGGUCUUGUCCAUCGAGAUGUGAAAGCUGAGAACGUUGUGCUUCACGGUGAACGUGCGGUACUGAUAGACUUCGGUAUCGCAUGUCGUAUCGAUGAUGCCGAUGAGAUGCGACGGAGGGUGGGCUCUCCGGGCUACGUGGCACCGGAGAUUAUCCGGGGCAAUCGGUACAACGAGCUCGUGGACAUAUUCGCUGCCGGCGUCAUCGUUUACUUCAUGCUGUGUGGCAGAUUGCCGUUCGCAGCAGAACGUCAGGACAGCAUCCUGGAGAAAACCGUGAAAUGCGACGUGAACUAUGGCUCAGAGGCCUUCGGCCGAGUGGCCCCGCCGCUACUGAACAUGGUGCGGCAGAUGAUCACUCCAAGCAUCCCCAGUCGACCGAGUGCACGGUCUUGCUUCGAAAACCUGAGCUCCAUUGCUAGCCGGGCAGUCAGGAUGUCGGAGGCCUUCAGAAUUGCAAAGAAAGCGCUGGAAAGCCUGGAGGGGACGGUGAGCUCAGAGCCAUCAGUGCAGCUGCAGUCAACAUCAAUCACUGCGGCCACCGGUCACGACACCGAGGGGACCUUGCUCCGUUCCUGCUCGCUGGCAUCCAUCGAGCGCCCUCAGCGUCAGACAUCUGGACCCCCUCCUUCGCGCGCGGGCUCGGCCAGUGUUUGGCAGCUGCUUCAGGAGUUGCCCUCCGCUGCUCGCCGAAGCUUCGCGCGCAUCUCCAACUCCGGAUCCUUCACGGCCAUGAGGCAGAUGUGCAACGUCGCAGGAGAUCUGCCGAAGGUUGCACUUGCCAGGCUGUCUGCAUCCAAAGAGUCUAUCCGAUCACACUCCAGCGACUCUGAACGCAUCUCUACUUUGCAGCUGGUGCCUGUGGUACCCAAUAGUGGACAGGAGCCCGAAGCCUCGACGGUUCCACAGAAGGCACAGCGUCGACCGUGGACAGGAAGUCGCUUGACAGUGCCCUCCAGAUCCAGCAGCAAGGAAUCAGCUCGCCCGGUACCUCCACCUCGGAAAGGACAAGCUGCACGCUCGCAGGACGAUGCCCAGCUCGAAUACAGUGACUCCUGGCAAAUCGCGCUGGCUGUGCUGAUGGAGGGCCGCGAGGAGAGGUGCAAGGUCUACGAUCGCAACAAACAGCUUGUGUCGCCAGACACAGCUGAGCUCAGCCAGCACCAGUUUCCGCUGACGGUGGUCUUCCUGGAGGAGGUGGCCACCAUUGUCUAUUGCCCGAACUGGGAGAUCAUCCUCGAGAGCUUCUUGGAAAGUGGCUCCAUCGAGGCUGUUCAGAGACCCAGGGCAUUCCUUGACAAUGCAAAAGUAUGUGACCUGGGCCAGGAUUUCAGGGUUCUGGACCGCAACAACCAAGAGUUCACUGUGAAGGACACGGUCGAUCGAGAGCCCAGGACUGCCAAGUUGAUCAAAAAGCAGAUGGACCCAUGCAUCUCGGAUGUCUUGUCUGCAUGGCAGCUCCAGCUUGGUCGAAUUUGUAGCUGCUUCAUUUCGAACAUCUUCGAUCGCCUCAGUCUUGGCCACUCCGUGUCGCUGCGCUUGACUGUGCCGCUGGAUGCCAGUCCAGCCAAUCAGAUAAAGUCACAGGGCACGCUGGCUAAAAUCGAGGACGACCUCUUCGAAAUCCUCCAUGGCGAUGAGGCAAGCUUCACUGACGCCCGCAGCUUGAUCCACUCCAUAUUUGAGCAGGCAGGCAAAGAUGAGACAGACUCCUUGCUGAAGACCUGCGGGGAAAUUCUGCCUUUGGUGGAGGAGGGGAACCUCAUCACGGCCCAUGUGCGGCCACAGGAGAAGCUCGAAUUCCGAGUUGCUGUUGGCCUGGACGUGCUCUCGGCCAAGGGCCUCCCCGAAGUUCUCGUCAGCGACUUGCCUGGAGUGACGGAUUGGCAUGAAUUUGACAUGCUAUUCCACCGGCGGCGUGUCAGUCUAGAGCAGAAGGACAGUGACGGGGUUCGGGCGCUCAUUCUGGACAGCCAGAAGCACGAUGCCGCCCUGGCCCUUGCAACCCAGGACCAGCGAGGAAACGCGCUGCACUUCUACGAGGUGGAAGACUUCUCGGAACGUGUCCCGGUAAUCGGCUUCCUGGAGCAACAGGACUCCAACCUGGGCAUCUACCCUGAUUUCAAGCAUCUGGCAGACGAUCCGUGGUUCUUGUGCAGCCAUGAUGAAAUUCAAGACCUGAUGCUUGAGAUGAACAACGCGCGGGAUGAAGCAUCAUUCAACAGGGAGAAGGCGGAGGAGAAGGUCUCCGAGCUGGAGCAACUGAACAAACGCCUUGAGCAGGAUCUGCAGUCCACAAAGCAGGCGGCCUCCAAGCUCCAGCAGGAGUGUCCGGAAGUUUUGCAGAUGUUUGGAGGUUCUGCCUUCAUGGUGAUUCUGAGCUUUGACACUUCGCUCGUGCAAAGCGAAAGCAGUGCCAAAGAUGCAGCUGCGUUGUGUGCCGAGCUUCUUGGCUACAUUAGCGGCUGCAUGGAGGCCCAAGGCCGGUUUUCAGAGGCCAAUGAAUGCCGCGUAAUGCAUGCAGAGAAGAAAGUGGCGGCGAUGGAGCAGGACUUGAUUCACGAGCUACUCGUUGCCCGAGCCGAGCUGACACAGCUGAAGGUUGCAGGUUCCAACUGUGCGAGUGAAGCACUCCACUAUGACGGCCGAGGCUACACAACUGCAACGCUACGGAGCAAGCUGUUGCCCGCGAGGAAGGCACAGGCCGAGACCGUGAAGAUGGAGGAGGAGAAGCGGCAUUUGACAAAGGAGCUCCAGCGAUCGCGGGAGGGCUUCGACAAGGUCCAGCAGGAGCUGCCGGUCACCUUUCCAGUAGGAAGCCUUCUCAGGAGCUCUGCUGAGACGCAGCGGCUGGGCAAAGAGCUCAUGGAACGAGUGGAGGAGACCGGGAGAUGUCUGCACAGAGUGGACUCCACGAACUCCGUGAAAAUCAAGAGCAGCUACAGCAACAGCUGGACACUGCCCAACAAGGCCACCAAGACGGACUAUGCUCUGGUACAAAGUUUGCUUGUCGAGGGGCCUGAAGCGCAAAGCACCUCCACACGAUCGGGCAGCUACGUGCGGAGCGCGACCAGCCCUUCCGUGGCAAAUGGACAUGCUGUGAGUUUUAGGUGUUUUUCUGUGAUAGAGCAUAUGAAGAAGAAGAACAAUGAUAGAAAGUUGGCAGUGGACAAGGCGGUUAUGGUGAAAGCUCCAUUCAAUCGGCGUGUUUUUGCGAAGGCUUCAAAAGCACCUGGACGACGCAAAGGCUGGAAGGACCUCGGAGCAGGGAACUUGGUCCUGGCAAAGUUUCUCACAAAGCCUCUCUUCGGUACAUCACCGUUUGCCCGGGACGCGCAGUCUCGGUUCAACGUUAAUGUGAAGCUCCAGUGGAACAGAUCCCUGGUGAGGGCGGUGCUUACCGUUGUUGACGGAGGACAGAUCUUCGGCGCCACGGUCAGUCACAUCCAUAUCCGGCAAGAAGUCUGGUCACCUUAUCCGGUGCAUGGAAUCAGGAGCACCCUGACAAAUGGAUCCACAACGGAGUGCCCUGAUGAAGGCCUCCAAUGCCCCAACCAGGGCGCCUGCAAAUCGCCCGGAACUGAGAAUGUGAAGGAGGUACCUGUCCUGGCUGGCAGCACGCUGUGGAGUGCAGGCCUCGAGCCUGCAGUGGCUUUGGCUGCCAGAAGGCCGGGCAAGGGGGAAGUGCCCUCGCUGCUCGCGGCCCUGCGCGCAUUCUUGUGCCGUCUGGACAACGAGCUGGACCUGCAAGUCGAGUUGGAUGCAGCGGAAUGCGCCCUCAGUGAUGAGGCGGCGGCAUGGAUCCUCGAUACAUUGCGCAGACAGCUUUCCACUCGCAAGGGGCGCUCCUGUUUGCGGGUUGUCAAGCUGUUCAAGAACAACCUUGGCGACACUUCUGCCGCUGCGCUCGCUGCCUGGCUCUGGCAGCAGCCUGGAGCUUGCGAGGAGAUACACUUGUCUCACAACCAGAUUGGACACCGUGGCGUGGCGAAGCUGCUGAUUGCUCUCGCCCGCCAUCCCCACGAGGCGUAUCCGAGGUCAGUGGAGCACUUGGACGAGGCGAUUCCAUGCUGGUUGCGGCUGGAGCACAACAAGGCAGCUGGCAUUGAACAUCUGCUGAACGUCCUGCACAAGGAUCCCGUGCGCCUGCGGUCCUGCUUCGCCCCCCGCGGCGAGGAUCUCGGUGGCCUACCGGGAUGUACUGUCUUCCGCUGCUGUCAUGGCUCUUCCAAGGCCGAAACUCCGCACGUCCAUCUCUACUGCAUCGGCAAGCAGAAGGAUGUCGCAGACCUGGUGGAGCCGCAGCUCGAAUCGAUGGCGCUAGCACUUUGCGAUGAGGUUGUAGCAGGCGACUUCUGUCCCAUGCCGGAAUUCACGGUACCGCCCUUUGCAUCCCCAUCAACUCCCACAGCCGCCGUGGCAACACGCACCGCGGUGCUUCGUGUUGAUGCGGACAAAGGAGCCGGACUGGAGAUGACAGCCCAUCCAUAUGGCUACCUCGUCGAUGCUGUUGAGUCCGAUCCGGGUCAAGACUUGGCUUCUGGAGAUGUUCUGAUCGCCGUGGACGGUGAGCCCCUCUGGGGAGACCUCUCCGAGGACCAGCUCAAUGAGGCUUUCGGCCGUGAGUUUGCCGACGGCGCCUCUGUGGAAGUCGUGCCUGCUGCCGCCGUCGAGGGCUCGUGGCUCUGGCAGCCCCUCUGCGCGUUCCCUCGAGGUGAGUCUCGCCAACAAGCCCUUCGCGAGGAUCUAGGCAUAUUCGCGCGCACCUGCGGUGUGGCAGCAGACUUGGAUGAUGAGGGCGCUGUGUGGCUGCAUGGGCCUCCGGGGGCCCUACGCCAUGCCCGGGCAGAGCUGGAGGGGUUGGCAAGGUUCUAUUUCCCGGAGCUUGGAGAGAAGGCAAUGUUGCCGGCCUUCCGCUGGGUGAAAUACGAGGCGCCCGCAGCGGUGCCAAGCGAGCCAAAGGAGAAGCACGACAGCGAAAGCUGCGAAGAUGGCACAGGUCAUCCAGAUAUGGCAUCCUGGGCCGUCUCGUUGCGGCAACAAUGGGAGGAGGACGACAAUCUCUUCGACGAGGAUCUGCCCAUCGAGCCUCUUGAGGCUCCGGACGAGGGCCCAGACGUCUUCGACGGCGAAGUGCUGGUGCCGGACCUGGACCUGUCGCGGCCGUUCAAGAUGCUGAUCCUCGUGGGCCUGCCGGGCGCUGGCAAGAGCCGACUGGCAGGGCGUCUAGCUGCAUUGGGCUGGGAGGUCGUCAACCAGGAUCACCUUGGCGACCGCAAAGCAUGUGUGGCAGCGGCAAAGGAGGCCCUGGCAAAGUCACGCCGCGUAGUCGUUGACCGCUGCAAUGUAACGCGGCUCCAGCGGCGAGUGUGGCUCGAGCUGGCUGAUGACUACGAAGUCUGUGCGGCAUGCAUCUGGCUGGACAUCCCUGAGGAUGUUUGUGGCGAUCGGGUGCUCCAGCGGUUUGGCCAUGAGACCUUGCCGCCUGAAGAGAAGAGUCUUGAGGUCAUCGCUGCUUUUGCACGGCGUUUGGAGGCUCCUAUGGAGGCCGAAGGCCUCGUACGCUGGAGGGUGAAGGAGGAUGACGACUUGGAUGACGUCCUCGCAGAAUACCAGGACCUGGUCCACCGAAGUGAGGUUGGGACGUUACUGGUCGAGCCGGCAGAAGAGGAGUGCUGGCCCGUUAGGAGUGUUAACGCCCAGGCUCGGCCACGGAAGCGCCGACGACGUUUGGACAACGAGGCUGCAGCAGCUGGGCGGGCUCCACGCGCCGAGGAGGUGGACCUGCACAGCAAAGCACGGCGGGCACAGUUUCUCCGCGUCGUACGACGUCAGGUGGAACACUACUUCUCGGAUGUCAACAUGAAGAAGGACUGGUUCUUUCAGGAGAAGAUUGCAGCCGAACCUGAGCCUGGAUGGCUGGAGCUUCGCUGGAUCAUGUCUUGUCCCCGGAUUGCCGACGUGCAUCGUGCUUCUGAGCAGGAUGUACUCGAAGCAUUGAAGAUAUCCUCGCUGCAGGUGAAGGAAGCCGCCGGAAGCAACUGGGUCGCGCGGACGCAGCCUCUGCCCGACUUGGAGGUGUCCAAGCCAGAGAACCCAGAGCUGCUGCAUGACAGCUUGGAGGACGACGCAAUUGAUGCCCGCGACCCUGACGACGUCCCGGACGAAGUCCACGGCGACAAAGAAGGCAUGAGCAGCAGGGCUGCUGAAGAUGCAAAGGCUGCCGACCUGGAACUGCAGCGUGCGCUCGACAACUGGGAGGAGGCUGGCGCAGACAGCGACGACUCCGACGCACAGCACGUUGAGCUCAGCACAGACGAGCUGAAACUCUCCAGUCCAAAGCAGGCGCACACCGAGACCGACUCUGCAUCCAUCCCGGAGGUGAUGUUCGCUGGCCCUUCAAGGGCAUCUGUGGAUCCGUACCUCUGA